Molecule: messenger RNA, 1621 nt
Organism: Priapulus caudatus
Lineage: Eukaryota; Metazoa; Priapulida; Priapulimorpha; Priapulimorphida; Priapulidae
Product: zinc finger protein 658B-like
Exons: 2
Biological process (GO): regulation of transcription by RNA polymerase II
Cellular component (GO): nucleus
Molecular function (GO): RNA polymerase II transcription regulatory region sequence-specific DNA binding; DNA-binding transcription factor activity, RNA polymerase II-specific
Source: RefSeq, a predicted model, not a curated record
GCUGCUCGCUGCCACAGUUGCCGCCGGACUCCGCCGACUGACCGAGGACCUGCCUGCUGCUCUUAGAUACCGCCGCCAGAUGCCGCUGCACGUCCGCCUGAAGAGUCCCGCUCCAAACACGACCAAGUGUCGGUACUGCGACCUCGUCCCAGCGACGCGCGCCGAAUACAACCGCCACCUGGCGACGGCGCACGACGUGCCGGCGCACGAGUGUCGCGACUGCCGACGUCGCUUCCGGUCGCAGUUCGCGCUCAGUAAGCACGCGUGCGACAGCGAGCCACCGCCGACGUCGUCGUCGGAGGAAAACAAGUGCUACCUGUGCGCGCAGGUGUUUGCUAGCGCCGCCGCCGUGCGCACGCAUGUGUGCUCGCCGGAGCCGCGCCGCGGAACAGCGUCAGCGUCAGUACUAGUGGUGCUAACGCAGCAGUGCAACUUCUGCGAGGAGAGGUUUGCGUCGAAGUGGGCGUUGGCGACGCACAAGUGCCCGUACGACGACAGCCUCGAGUUGAAUCGCUGCUACAUCUGUCGCGAUACGUUCGCGUCGGCCGCCGCCGUCGCCGCGCACGCGUGCGUCGGCCCCCGAAACAAGAGAGCAUCGGCGGCGGCUGGCGCGUUGCCAGAGAAGCACGCGCGACGUCGCCCAUCUGCCGCCGAGGGUCGCGCCGACGUCGCAGAGGGCGCCACCGCCGCGGUGACGUCGCCGACGGAUUCCCAGGCGACGGAGGAAGCGAGCGACGACGACGAUGACGAUGACGAUGAUGACGAUGCGGUUGCUAUGGGCGACGACGACGAACGCGACGCCGAGGGUCGGUCGUUGCCUCUCGUCAUCACGGGAAUGCGUCAGGUGACGGAGGACAGCCUGUGGCAGUGCGGCCGCUGCGGUCUCAUCAUGACACCCGAGGGGCAGAAGCACCACGCGUGCAGCGACAGCGUCGGCAUGGACGCCGACGCAAACUACCGCUGCCCGAAGUGCGCCGCCGCCUACACACGCCGUGACAACCGCAACCGGCACGUGUGGCGCAACCACCUGCAGGCCGCCUACUACUCGUGCGACGUCUGCUUCCGCUGCUGCGACUCGAAACCGGAACUAGAAGCACACAUCGCCGACGCGCACGGCAUCGGUGUGUCGCCGCUGCUCCCGCCGCCGCCACCGGCGGCUAGCGCCACGGGCGUCGCUUCCGGAUCCGGCGCAACCCGGACGCAGAUCGAGUGCGCCGUCUGCUACGCGACGUGUUCGUCGCAGCACGGGCUGGACGUGCACAUGCGCAGACACAGUGGGGAGAAGCCGCACCGCUGCGCCAUCUGCAGUUCCACCUUUACUUCCGGUCACAACCUGACGGUGCACAUGCGCCUGCACACGGGCGAGCGACCGUUUACGUGCGAGCUGUGCGGGUUGACGUUCACGCAUCGCCAGAGCCUCAAGCGGCACUACAAUCGCCACAAGAUGUCGUCGCAGUCGCACAACUGGCAGUGCGCGCUCUGUAAGCUGGAGUUUGUGAGUCCAGAGGCGCUAGCCACUCACACGCGCGAGAACCAUGCCGAUAGCUUCCUCAACAACAACAGCAACGCCAGCAACAUCAUCGUCAACAACAACAACAACAACAACAAUGACGAUAACAAC